Molecule: messenger RNA, 684 nt
Organism: Dichotomopilus funicola
Lineage: Eukaryota; Fungi; Ascomycota; Sordariomycetes; Sordariales; Chaetomiaceae
Product: glycoside hydrolase
Exons: 3
Coding region: 1-684 (227 amino acids)
Source: RefSeq, a predicted model, not a curated record
AUGAAGUUCAGCCUUGCCCUCACGGUGCUUGCAUCGGCCUUUGCCAAGGCGCACUACACUUUCCCUAGCGUGGCCAACACUGCCGACUGGCAAGUCGUCCGCACCACCACCAACUACCAGAGCAACGGCCCUGUGACCGAUGUCAGCUCCGACCAGAUCCGCUGCUACGAGCGGAACCCGGGCACCGGCGCCCCCAGCACCUACAACGUGACCGCUGGCAGCCAGCUCGCCUACCACGCCAAGUCGUCCAUCUCCCACCCGGGUCCCAUGGCCUUCUACAUUGCCCAGGUUCCGUCGGGCAAGACCGCGGCCAACUGGGACGCCUCGGGCGCGGUGUGGUCCAAGAUCUACCAGGAUGGCCCCAGCUUUAACGGUGGCCUGACGUGGCCUACCAUGAACGCCCAAUCGGUGUCCGUGACCAUCCCUCGCUGUCUGCAGAACGGCGAGUACCUGUUGCGGGCGGAGCACAUUGCUCUGCACAGCGCGGGCAGCGUCGGUGGCGCGCAGUUUUACCUCUCAUGUGCUCAGCUUUCGGUCACUGGUGGCAGCGGCUCGUGGAGCCCCAAGAACAAGGUCUCGUUCCCUGGUGCUUACAAGGCGACUGACCCUGGUAUCCUGAUCAACAUCUACUACCCCGUGCCCACCAGCUACACUCCUGCUGGGCCUGCGGUUGACACUUGCUAA